ACCUAUUAAUUAUAUAUUAUUAUCUAUAAAUGUAUAUGACGUCUUCAUUUGCCCAAGAAUCAUCCCGAAAGUCUUCUUCAAUCGAUUUCAGUUUGUUUCUUUUCGAUCUACAUUUUCUCGCUCAUUUUCUCUUGGUUUCCUUCUUUCCAACCAAUGGACUCGUUCGCAUCGUUCUUCGACUCCCAAUCGGCUUCAAGGAAUCGCUGGACCUACGACUCCCUCAAGAACUUCCGCCAGAUCUCUCCUGUCGUCCAGGCUCAUCUUAAGCAGGUUUAUUUGACCUUGUGUUGCACACUGGUUGCAUCGGCAGCUGGGGCUUACCUACAUAUCUUAUGGAACAUUGGUGGUCUUCUAACAACAUUUGCAUGCUUGGGAUGUAUGGCGUGGCUACUCUCUGUGCCUCCUUAUGAAGAGCAAAAGAGGGUAGCUCUGUUGAUGGCAGCUGGGCUUUUUGAAGGGGCUUCCAUUGGUCCUCUGAUUGAUUUGGCCAUUAAAAUUGAUCCAAGUGUUCUGAUCACUGCAUUUGUGGGAACUUCGGUGGCAUUUGGUUGUUUCUCGGCAGCCGCUAUGUUGGCAAGGCGUAGAGAGUAUCUUUAUAUAGGUGGUUUGCUAUCAUCUGGCUUGUCCAUCCUUCUCUGGUUGCAGUUUGCAUCUUCUAUCUUUGGGGGAUCUGCGGCCAUCUUUAAGUUUGAGUUGUACUUUGGGCUUUUGGUGUUUGUGGGUUAUGUGGUGGUUGACACUCAGGAUAUCAUUGAGAAGGCUCACCUUGGUGAUCUGGACUAUGUAAAGCAUGCUCUUAAUCUUUUCACUGACUUCGUUGCUGUCUUUGUGCGAAUUCUCGUAAUUAUGUUGAAGAAUUCAGCUGAGAGGGAAGAGAGGAAGAAGAAAAGGAGAAAUUGAGUUUGAGCAGGAGAUUAAUAAUAUGCUGCUGCUUUGAACCCCUGGGCUGCAGUAAAAUACAACUGGUUGUCUAUAGUCCUUUUCUUCUCAGCCUAAUCAAAUGUAACUACUUUGGAACCCUGUAACUACUAGUAGUUAUGUUUGAGGUAUCGUCUGGUUUUGACAAUUCCACAUGUAGGAAGCUUGUAGUACUAUUAUGACAUGGUUUUCAGCCUGCUUCUUGUA
Messenger RNA from Hevea brasiliensis (rubber tree), 1125 nucleotides. RefSeq names its product bax inhibitor 1. Lineage: Eukaryota; Viridiplantae; Streptophyta; Magnoliopsida; Malpighiales; Euphorbiaceae. The record is from RefSeq and is a predicted model, not a curated record. Gene Ontology annotation, cellular component: membrane. The transcript is spliced from 6 exons. Bases 154 to 900 code for a protein of 248 amino acids.